AUGGCUCAAAAGGGAAAAGCCGGGCCUCGUUUGGAAAACGCUGUUAAAGAGAUUAUUCAAAUCUUUGUGGAUCAUGCAAACGGGGAUGGCAAGUUAAGCAAGGAAGAGCUGAAGAACCUGUUUGACAAGGAAAUUGAAUGCGCUGAGGCUAAGGCGAAAAUCUGUGCGGGUGACUGUGACAAGAUCAUGAGGCUGAUGGAUAAGAACCGCAACAAAGAGAUCGAAUUUAAAGAGUAUCUUCGGGCUGUGGCCUUCAUUGCCAAAGGCUGCUACCAAAAGAAGACAGGCAGGGACCAAGAAGAUGACGACUAAUCAGAAGACUCAAUAUAAAGCCUCUGAAUGAUUACCAUCAUAAUGUGUAAUAAACAUACUAAUAAUCUGUAUGUAACACUGCCUACACUGACAGCAGAAGCUACAGAAUGCAAUCACUGUCUCUCAAAGUUGUGUUUCUUCAGUACUGGCUAAGAAUAAAUAAAAA
Messenger RNA from Centropristis striata (black sea bass), 478 nucleotides. RefSeq names its product protein S100-A5-like. NCBI's taxonomy places the organism in Eukaryota, Metazoa, Chordata, Actinopteri, Perciformes, Serranidae. Gene Ontology annotation, molecular function: calcium ion binding. The coding region runs from base 1 to 312 and encodes 103 amino acids. The transcript has 3 exons. The record is from RefSeq and is a predicted model, not a curated record.